AAAUGAAGAAUGAAUAAUUAAUUAGUGAUAACACUGAAUUAUUGAGAAAAUUACAUAAUUGUUCGGUUUUACGUUCAAUUUUCUGUACUUCUUUCCCUAAAUUUGCAUCAAGUUACUUUUGAAGCAACGUUAAAUUACCCUACCGAAGUUCUUCGAGUAAGAAACACAACUUCAAAUUCCUCAUCUAUAACAUGAUAUUCAAAUCACCCAUUAAAUUCAGCGAUCCUGUUUGUAACCUGAAAUCGAUCAAUCAGUGGAAGUGUUUUGGUUGUUGUCAUGUUCGAACAGCCACUAUCAUCGUUGGAUUAUGGCAUCUUGCGAUUCACAUCAUGGGAUUUUUCCUAUUCGUCGUUGCAACCUAUAUAGUUCCUACUUACUACUGCGAUUCCCCAACACUAACGACAUUGCCACUGAUGAGAAACAGAGAUUCUGAUCUAACUGUUCAGAGAGUCAAACACGACUACGACGGAUAUUCUGAUUUGCAAUCGAUUAGCACUGCCAACGAAUCGAAAGUUUGGAUGUUGAUGAGUGCAUUAUCUCUCGUAGCUACGGUUUCGCUGAUCUGCGGUGCAACGAAGAAAAAAUCACCUCUCAUUUUGCCCUUCUUUUUUCUUCAAAUAUUCGAUAUUCUGUUCGAUAUAACCAUCAUCGGCGUAUAUUUUGUUAUGUCGUCGAGUAUUACGGAAUUCUUCGGUGAAUUGUACAAUGCCCCAUUUCAGCAAUUCGUUCUCCAUUUCGGAUUCUAUCAGAAGAUCGUUUUCACUUGCGCGUAUAUUCUGCUCGCCCUGUUUAUCAAAGUGUACUUGGUGUGUAUCGUUUAUUUGUGCUACCGAUAUUUGACCAAUUACCUCAAGUACAGUCAAGAUGUGCUUUUACAAACGAACGCAGGAAGCCCGAAUAAUCUCGUUAAAUAAAUUAUAUACGUUUUUUUUACGACGAGACUGAUGGUAUUGAUUUAUUUUGUGACGAUAUGUGCCAUCGAAUUUGCUUAAUUUUUAAUUAUUUUAUCUCUACGAACGUCUUAUACUCAUUAUUAUUUUAAUGUUUCAUUUCUAAAAAGCAUCACUGAACUGGUCAGGUGAUUACUUAAUGUUUUUUAUUCAACUUAUAUACUUUCUGUAUACGUAUUUAUAUCUUGCAUUUCAUAAUAUUAUUUUUGGUUUUGUUUUUUAUUACAAUUUGUGGUAUGAUUUCUAGUCAAUUUAAACGUUUUAUAUAUUGUGUUUAUGUUUACAAAUCAAACUAUUUUUAUUUAAUUUUUAUGAUUUUUUUAUAAUUUAUAUUAAUGCUGUGUAAUUUAUUUGCGUAAACAAAGCUUUAUUAUAAUUAUUCUACGAACGA
This is a messenger RNA of Planococcus citri (citrus mealybug), 1341 nucleotides long. Its product is annotated as lysosomal-associated transmembrane protein 4B. The record is from RefSeq and is a predicted model, not a curated record. Lineage: Eukaryota; Metazoa; Arthropoda; Insecta; Hemiptera; Pseudococcidae. The transcript is spliced from 6 exons. Gene Ontology annotation, cellular component: lysosomal membrane. Bases 192 to 914 code for a protein of 240 amino acids.